This is a messenger RNA of Salpingoeca rosetta, 781 nucleotides long. RefSeq lists its product as uncharacterized. The transcript has 5 exons. Lineage: Eukaryota; Choanoflagellata; Craspedida; Salpingoecidae. The record is from RefSeq and is a predicted model, not a curated record. Bases 44 to 421 code for a protein of 125 amino acids.
CUCACCUCAAACAACGAAGUCACCACCUACCAGCCGGUCAGCCAUGUCGUCCACCAUCAAGGAGACCUCCGCGGUGCGGCUCAAGUACAACUGGAACCCAGAUGAAGACUUCUGCUCAAAGGGGCUCGGCGUGGAGGGCGAAGGCGUCAUCCAGCACGUCAAGUUCCACACGGUGACUGCAAAGGACAAGGUGGAGCGGUACAUCGUGGCGCGCGUCAAGGUGCGCUGCGCCUUUGCCACACAGCUCGACAAGUACGGCUGCGAAAAGGCCGUCGACCCUUCCGAUUACCCCGAGGACGAACGGUGUGUGUUGAAUCGCCUGGCAAACCUCACCAACCAGUUCAAGCACAGGACAAACGGCCUUGAGGAAGUCGAAGGCUGUGAUAGCGACGAGUGGGACGACGACGAUGACAGCGACUAACCAGCCACCGUUUGCGUUCAUGUGUGUGCGUGUGCGCAAAACUCUCUUGCGCGCCUUUCUGUUCUCUUCUCACAACAUUGCCCAUACAACCCCUUGUUCUCCUUUCUCCCUCUCCCUCCCUCUUCCUCCCUUCUCGCACUGCUCUCCUUCUUCUUCACUCUGCGUUACGUUCCACACACGGCGUUGUAGUAGAGAUAGUCGGAGACUGACACGCACCAACCAGUACACCCACCAACACUGCACUGCACUGCACUCAACACCUUGUCUGCAUGAAAAAGCCCCGUGCUCAGCUCAAUCCCGUGUAACACUAUCGUGCGUGCAGUGCAUGCAUGCAUGCAUGCAAGCAAGCAAGCACGCCAC